AUGGGAAAAAUUCAGAAGAAGAACUCCAAGGGUCGUUUGGACAAGUACUACUACCUUGCCAAGGAGAAGGGCUACCGUGCCCGUUCCUCUUUCAAGAUCCUGCAGAUCAACGAGAAGUAUGGUCAUUUCUUGGAGAAGUCCAAGGUGGUGAUUGAUCUUUGUGCUGCGCCUGGUUCUUGGUGUCAGGUGGCAUCGCAACUAUGCCCUGUCAAUUCGCUGAUCAUUGGUGUUGAUAUCGUGCCGAUCAAGCCACUACCGAACUGUAUAACGUUCCAGUCUGAUAUCACCACUGAAGACUGUCGCUCCAGACUUAGAGGUCACAUGAAGACGUGGAAAGCCGAUACUGUGCUCCAUGACGGUGCUCCCAAUGUUGGUAUGGGAUGGGUGCAAGAUGCUUUUACGCAGUCGCAUCUUACGCUGGAGGCGCUGAAGUUGGCGGUGGAUAACCUUGCUGCUGGAGGUACCUUCAUCACCAAGGUGUUCCGCUCGAGAGAUUACAACAAUCUUAUGUGGGUUUUCAAGCAGCUUUUCGACAAAGUUGAGGCAACCAAACCACCAGCCUCGCGUAAUGUCUCUGCUGAGAUUUUCGUGGUGUGCCGUGGGUUCAAGGCUCCUAAGAAGAUGGAUCCUCGUUUGCUGGAUGCCCGUGAGGUGUUUGAGGAACUUCCCGAUGGGCCCGUGAACAACGAGGCCAAAGUUUUCAACCCCGAGAAGAAGAAGAGAAGCAGAACGGGUUAUGAUGAAGAUGACUACACUCUUUUCCACACCAUGCCUCUGCUUGAAUGGGUGAAGAUGGACGCCGAGGUGAUCAAUACUCUUGGUGGUCUCAACCAGUUCACGGUGGAUUCCACCGAUCCCGAGUGGAAAAUAUUGAAGAAGAUGAAGCAGACAACUACAGAAUUCAAAGAAUGUAUCAGAGACUUGAAGGUUCUUGGUAAGAAGGAUUUCCGUAUGCUGAUUCGCUGGAGAGUGCAUGCCCGUGAGACCCUAGGAAUAAUUGAUCCGAAGGACAUGGAAAAGCCCACUGUUGAAGUGGAAGAGCUCACUGAAGACCAGAAGAUUGAUCAGGAGCUGGAUGCACUUGCCGACAGACAAAGACUCAAGAACAAACGUGAAAAGCGCAGAAACAACGAGAUGAAGACCAAGGAAAUCCAGAGAAUGCAGAUGAACAUGUUGACCGAUAUGCAGAUUGGUUUGGAUGCCGCACAGAUUGGAUCCGAGAGUUUGUUCAACCUCAAAACUGCAGAGAAGACGGGCCAGCUGGACGCUUUGGCUCGUGGUAAGAAGUCGAUCGUGUUUUCUGGAGAGGACAUGAUUCGUGAUGUUGAUAUAGUGUACGACCAGGAAGAAGCAAACACGGAUGAAGAGGUCGAUGGACUUGAAGAGCAACUAGACCAGAUGUACAACCAAUACCAAGAACGUCGUGAGGAAAGAGAGUCAAGAUUAGCGGCCAAACGUGCUCGUGGAUCCGACGAUGAGGCCUGGGAUGGAAUCAAGGAUGAGAAGGACGAGAGUUCUUCUGAUGGUGAGCAGUUUGAAGAAGAUGACAGCGAUAUAAGCGAUGCGGAGGGUGAUGCUUCUGUCAGUAAGCUUAUUGCGAAAGUGCGUGAAAAGGCAGGUGAUGGACUUAGUCGAAAGGCGGCCAUGUUCUUCAACGAUGAUCUGUUUGAGGGUGUUGACGACUCAACUACAGCUUCUUCAGUUGGAUCGAAUGAUCCAGAAGAAGUGCCUGCAUUGGCUGAAGCAGAUAACGAGAUGGACGUUGACUCGGACUCGAGUGAGGAGGAAGAGGAGGAAGACUUUGAGAUUGUGCCUGCAGAGGAACAACCUGAGUCAGACUCCGAUUUUGAUUCGGAUGACGAGUCCGCUUCUCGCAAGUCGCACAAAAAUGAUGUGGAUAUUGCCACAGUUGAGGCAAUGACUCUGGCUCACCAGCUCGCUCUUGGUCGCAAGACUAAACACGAUCUUAUGGACGAAGGUUUCAACAGAUACUCCUUCCGUGACAAGGAAGGUCUGCCCGAGUGGUUCUUGGACGACGAGAACCAGCACAGUAAGAUCACCAAACCAAUCACCAAGGAAGCUUCAUUGGCUAUGAAAGAGAAGCUGAGACAACUUAAUGCUAGACCUAUCAAGAAGGUGUUGGAGGCACAAGGUCGUAAGAAGAUGCGUGCCAUGCGCCGCAUAGAGAAGCUCAAGAAGAAGUCGGACAUGAUUAACGACGAUGACGCCAAGUCCGAAAGAGACAAGGCCGAUGAAAUCUCCAAGAUUAUGAAGAAGAUGACCCGCAAACAGAAGACCAAACCACAGGUGACUCUUGUGUUUGCCAAGGGCUCCAACAAGGGUGUAAGUGGAAGACCUAAGGGCAUCAAGGGUAAGUACAAGAUGGUGGAUGGUACUCUCAAGAACGAACAAAGAGCGCUCAGACGUAUUGCGAAGAAACACAAGAAGCGUUGA
This is a messenger RNA of Kuraishia capsulata CBS 1993, 2454 nucleotides long. RefSeq lists its product as uncharacterized. Bases 1 to 2454 code for a protein of 817 amino acids. Lineage: Eukaryota; Fungi; Ascomycota; Pichiomycetes; Pichiales; Pichiaceae. Gene Ontology annotation, cellular component: nucleolus; preribosome, large subunit precursor; nucleus. Gene Ontology annotation, molecular function: rRNA (guanine) methyltransferase activity; rRNA (uridine-2'-O-ribose)-methyltransferase activity. The transcript has a single exon. The record is from RefSeq and is a predicted model, not a curated record. Gene Ontology annotation, biological process: maturation of LSU-rRNA from tricistronic rRNA transcript (SSU-rRNA, 5.8S rRNA, LSU-rRNA); rRNA methylation; maturation of 5.8S rRNA from tricistronic rRNA transcript (SSU-rRNA, 5.8S rRNA, LSU-rRNA).